GUCAUAGAAACCAACUACAACAAACACGAUUCCGCCUGUCCUGCUGUCAUUCUUCAACUUGGCCUUAGAAUAUGGCUCAGCGCUCAAUUGAAGAGACUCUCUCGCUACUCACACGAUUGAGUCAAAAGCCUGGCGUGCAAAGCACAAUCAUUUUGUCACGCGAUACAGGCGCCAUAGUACGCACAUCCGGUCUGAUAUCGAACAGCUCGUCUGCGAACCCGAACAGCACGCUGCCCGCCUCGGGCGAGACCAUAGCCGACAACUACGUGAACGGCCGGAAAGAAAGCGGGAUACACAGCGCUGAAGACGUGGCAAGUGCAGUGUGGAAAUUCUUAGGGGCUGCAGGAAGUCUAGUUGAUGAACUUGACAAAGAAGACGAUGUUCGACUACUUAGGUUACGCACGAAGAAGAACGAGCUGGUCAUUGUUCCAGAUCCCAAGUUCAUCUUAGUUUUGAUACACGAUACGCCACCCGCGUAGACCCGUCGACGGCUUGAGCGUACAACCACAGCAUCCGUUACUUGAGCGUUAUGAUACCCCUUCUGUUCAGAGACAUCAAUGAAUAAUCACCAAUGGGCUUCGCUGAUCUCGACAUCAUUGACAUCCACACCAUCCUUGAACCAUCGAUCUACAUGCAUAUCAGCAUACGUUCGUGAAGAACAAUUUGUAAUCAUUAGCACUUCACACACAACUCACCAGCUUCGUCAAUCUCGAUAUCGUUUCCGCUCAUCUGGCGCUUUCGCAUCUUGCCAUCUUCCGCAAAUGUCCAGUCCUCGAGGCCGUAACAU
Boeremia exigua is the source of this 787-nucleotide messenger RNA. RefSeq lists its product as uncharacterized. Gene Ontology annotation, biological process: microtubule-based movement. NCBI's taxonomy places the organism in Eukaryota, Fungi, Ascomycota, Dothideomycetes, Pleosporales, Didymellaceae. Gene Ontology annotation, molecular function: dynein intermediate chain binding. Bases 72 to 479 code for a protein of 135 amino acids. The record is from RefSeq and is a predicted model, not a curated record. Gene Ontology annotation, cellular component: cytoplasm; cytoplasmic dynein complex. The transcript has 3 exons.